AUGGCAAAGAGUCUGCUGAUCACUUAUGUCCUUUGGUCAUGCGGUGGACUUUUUGGUCUCCAUCACAUCUACCUUGGAAGAGACAGUCAUGCCUUACUAUGGAUGGUGACAUUUGGUGGAUUUGGAGUUGGAUGGAUUAGGGAAAUUUGGCAACUGCCGAAGUAUGUGCAAAAUGCAAACAUUUACCACAAUAAGACAAAAAAAAUAAGACAUCUACAACCACCAAUGAGCAUUGUCCGUGUCAUUGGUCAAAUUGCAGUUGGAGUUUAUUUUGGUUUUAUUGCUCUUGUAAGUCUAUCAUCAUUAAAUGGCUUCUACAUCAUGGCAUUGCCACUUGCAAUAACACUGGGUGUUCACCUUGUAGCCAGCGUUGGUGAAGAAACCUCCAACGUAAAGACAACAAUGAUAGCUUCAUUCAUUACGUCUCCUAUAUUCUACGGAAGACCCAUUGCAACAGUACCAAUUAGUAUUGUUGCCAGUAUUACCUCUAUGCAACACCGUCAUUAUAAGACUCCAAGUCACACAGAAGACAACCUGAGUGUGCGACUUUAUAGACUAGGUCUAGCUUGGCUGGCUUUCACAAUGCCAAUUUCUUAUUGCGUGUUGCACAAUACUACAGUUACAGUUUUAUACAUCACAGACACCAUCAGCCUUAUUCUAGAUUCAGUCCGAAUAUUCCCAAUGCUUAGUGAUCUUCUCGAAUCUGCAUUCCUCCUCCCAUACCAUACGUGGAAGCUGUUUACUGGUGGAAUAGGAUUAAGUUAUGGAUACAAUUCGGAGUGGGAAAAGCUAUUUGCAUCCAUCUCUGCCAUACAGACCGAAAGAAAAAGGUUGGCAUAUGAGGUGUUGGGAUUACAUGAGGAAGCAACUUUGGAAGAGAUCAACAGAAGUUAUAGAGAGUUGGUGAAACGCUGGCAUCCUGACCACAACAGACACAAUUUAGUUGAAGCAGAGCGACAAUUCAUUGAGAUCCAAGCGGCAUACGAAGUACUUGCAAAAAACAAGCAAGGAGAGACAUAA
Hemiscyllium ocellatum (epaulette shark) is the source of this 1020-nucleotide messenger RNA. RefSeq names its product DnaJ (Hsp40) homolog, subfamily C, member 22 (gene dnajc22). The record is from RefSeq and is a predicted model, not a curated record. The transcript is spliced from 2 exons. NCBI's taxonomy places the organism in Eukaryota, Metazoa, Chordata, Chondrichthyes, Orectolobiformes, Hemiscylliidae. Gene Ontology annotation, cellular component: plasma membrane; early endosome. Bases 1 to 1020 code for a protein of 339 amino acids. Gene Ontology annotation, biological process: endocytosis.